AUGUCCAGCAUCCUCAAAAACAUCGCCAUCAUCGGCGCCUCUGGCUCCGUAGGCAAGCCUACCCUUGACGAGCUUCUCAAAAUCGGCAAACACAAUAUCACCGUCAUCACUAGGAAGUCGUCCGAAGCUGUCUUUCCGGCCGGCGUCAGAGUCGAAAAGGGCGACUACGACGACGACGCCUUCAUGCAAUCUGCUCUUGCUGGCCAAGAUGUCCUCAUCAUCAUGCUAGCGUUCCCAGCGUUGCCUCAGCAAGACCUGAUCUUGCAGCAGGCAGCGAAGGCGGGUGUGAAAUAUGUGCUGCCGUCGGAGUAUGGAAUGGACAGCCAAAACGAGAAAGCGUGCGAGAUCAGCUCCAUGAUCCAAGAGAAAGAAGACAUACAGAACAGAAUCAAAGAACUCGGCAUGAAAUUCAUCGCCGUGGUGACAAACUUCUGGACAGACUACAUGAUCGCCCACCGCGCCGGCGGCUACGACCUCCUCACAAGAAAAGCCACCAUCCACCCAGGCCCCUACCGCUGGCACACCACCACGCAAGCCCAAGUCGGCCGCGGCAUCGCCGCCAUGCUCUCGCUCCCCACCACGACCAUCGAAAGAGACUUCGCGAACAACUGGCUCUACCUCACCUCCUUCCACGUCACGCACGAGGAGAUGUUCCACGCCAUCCUUCAAGCAACGAGCAGCACGGAAGCUGACUGGAUGGUUGAGAGGAAACCUGCUGAGCAACUGGUUCGUGAGGGAAAGGAGAAGUUGGGGAAAGGUGAUUGUUCGGGGGUGUGGGACGUUUUGCAUGGAGCGGUCUUUGCGGAGGGGUACGGAGGGGCGUAUUCGAGGGAGCCGCAUAAUGGGAUGUUGGGAUUGCCUGAGGAGGAUCUGGUGGAGGUUAUUCGGACGGCGGCGAGGGAGGUCAAGGAGUAA
This is a messenger RNA of Zasmidium cellare ATCC 36951, 915 nucleotides long. RefSeq lists its product as uncharacterized. Gene Ontology annotation, molecular function: oxidoreductase activity. The transcript has 3 exons. The record is from RefSeq and is a predicted model, not a curated record. Lineage: Eukaryota; Fungi; Ascomycota; Dothideomycetes; Mycosphaerellales; Mycosphaerellaceae. Bases 1 to 915 code for a protein of 304 amino acids.